CAAAUCCAGUAUGCCUCAGCCCGCCUGCUUUGGAAAACAGGGGGAAUAUGGCGACAGGACCUUAAACAGAGUCCUACGGGCUAAAGAUCAAUAAUGCUCAUGUGAUUUUUUAACACGGGUAAUAAUAGCAACCGGCUUUUAAUCCAGACGGACCAAGCAAAGAUGGAAAUCUUUAGAAAUUCAAAGCGUUUUAAGUUUUUUCCACACUUGGAAUUAGGAAAUGACAACACGUCGUAGAUACUUUAAAUUGAAAGGCGUCUUUUACAUCUGGUUUAGGAUUUCGGCGAACAUGAUCAAACGGACUCGUGGUUUUAACUCGUGAGAAUUUUACCCGAUUUUGAAAACAAGCUGAUCUGAGACACAAAACGCGAUUAGUCAGCUUGUUUCGCUGUAUAUUUUAGUUCUUGGUUUUUCGGUCGAUUUUUAGUAUUUGCGUUUUACACUUUUUAUGGGAAUGGAUUUUUUUAUAAAUAAUUUAUACAGUCGAUACAGUUUUUAGUAAAGCGAUUUUUGCAACGGGACAAACAAAGGUACCUGUCAAAAUGAAAUCAAUCGCACCGGGCAUCAAACUCAUCACCUCCUUCUCUAGAGACAGCUGGUACAGAUUCUUCAUCCUCGUGCUCACGUUUGUGUUCUACACCAGCUACCACCUCUCUCGAAAACCCAUCAGUAUAGUCAAGGGUCAACUGCACAGAAAUUGCUCUAAUGUCAUUUAUCCGGCUGACCUCAACAUCACCAACAAUGACACCUGGUGUGACUGGGCACCUUUUGACCAGAACAAUUACCAGAACCUGUUUGGAGUGUUGGACAAUUGCUUCCUCGUUGCAUACGCAAUUGGCAUGUUUUUUAGUGGUAUUUUUGGAGAGCGAUUGUCGUUGCGUUACUAUCUGUGCUCAGGAAUGCUUCUCAGUGGUCUUUUUACUUCUCUGUUUGGUCUGGGGUUUUACUGGAAAAUCCAUUCUUUGUGGUAUUACUGCGUUGUUCAGGUCUUAAAUGGGCUGGUCCAGACUACGGGCUGGCCGGCUGUGGUAGCAUGUGUUGGAAACUGGUUUGGGAAGGGAAAGCGUGGAUUCAUUAUGGGAAUAUGGAAUUCUCACACCUCAGUGGGAAACAUUCUGGGCUCCCUCAUUGCUGGGGCUUAUGUUUCGUCUGCGUGGGGAUUGUCCUUCAUUGUGCCCGGUAUCAUCAUCGCCUCCACUGGAGUCCUGUGCUUUUUUUUCCUGGUUGAAAAACCUGAAGAUGUGAACUGUUCUCCACCACAACACCACGAGAGUGCUGAGAAAGAACCUCUCCUGAGGAACUCGUCCAGUGUUGAGGAGAUCUUCAGCAGUGAGUCCUCCACAGCUGUGGAGCCGGUGGAAGAGGAUACGCAAGCCAUCAGCUUCUGUGGGGCACUCAGGAUUCCUGGUGUUGUGGAGUUUUCCCUGUGUUUGCUUUUUGCCAAGUUGGUCAGCUACACCUUCCUCUACUGGCUUCCUUUAUAUAUUGCCAAUGUUGCUCAUUUCGAUCCCAAACACGCUGGGGACUUGUCAACUUUGUUCGAUGUCGGAGGAAUUGUGGGUGGCAUCGUGGCCGGACUGAUAUCUGACUACAGUGGAGGCAGAGCUACGACGUGCUGCGUCAUGUUGAUUGUUGCUGCUCCUAUGCUCUUCCUGUACAAUAAGAUCGGGGAGAACGGCUUGCCGACGACCAUCGGCAUGUUGCUGUGGUGUGGCGCUCUCGUGAACGGACCCUACGCUCUUAUCACCACUGCUGUAUCAGCUGACCUAGGCACCCACGAGUGUCUCAGAGGAAACUCGAGAGCUCUGUCCACUGUUACGGCCAUUAUUGACGGCACUGGAUCAAUAGGUGCCGCUAUAGGACCUCUGUUGGCUGGGCUGAUUUCUCCCACGGGUUGGAAUAAUGUUUUCUACAUGCUCAUUGCUGCUGACAUACUGGCUUGUCUGUUGUUGUCUAGGUUGGUCUAUAAGGAGGUCAGAGGAUGGUGCGGACACACUACAAGACAAAGAGGAUGAAAUAGCAUGCACUUUGCCAUUCCAGGUUCAAAGAGAUCUGAGCUAGCCGUGAAACGAGACAAUAUCACACCUGUGGUGGAAAAUAACCUGCAGCAAAACGACAAAAAGGGACCAAGGAUUGAACUCUCUAAGCCUUUUUAUGCCCCUAGGGUUAUUUUAUAUGAAAAUUGUAACUUGACACUUUCAUCUUAUACUGACAAAAGAACAAAGCUCGGCUGCCGUGUUGAAGAAGAGGAGACACACACGCCCUCAUCCACACGUUUUCCUGAACCGACAAAAAUAAAGAGAGAAUCGCUACGCUCCUUUAUUUUAAUAACCGGAUGUUUUAGUGCCUGAUGCCUAAUUUAAAUGUAUGCAUUAAAAUAUGGCCAUCAGUGUGAA
This is a messenger RNA of Paramisgurnus dabryanus, 2396 nucleotides long. RefSeq names its product solute carrier family 37 member 2 (gene slc37a2). The record is from RefSeq and is a predicted model, not a curated record. Gene Ontology annotation, cellular component: endoplasmic reticulum membrane. Lineage: Eukaryota; Metazoa; Chordata; Actinopteri; Cypriniformes; Cobitidae. Gene Ontology annotation, molecular function: glucose 6-phosphate:phosphate antiporter activity. Gene Ontology annotation, biological process: glucose-6-phosphate transport; phosphate ion transmembrane transport.